AUGUUGGCAAGCGAUAUAUCGCAAAAGAUGGAGGUCGUGCUCUUGGUUCCUAUCGUCGGCUGUUUCCUCUGGUUCCUCGCUUCCUGGCAGGCCUCUCCGUUAAAGAAAUUUCCGGGGCCAGUCCUAGCAGGAUGGACAAACUUGUGGCGCUUGUGGCAAGUCAUUUCCGCCGAUUACGCUCCGCGGGUCAAAAGACUUCACGAGAAGCACGGCCCAGUCGUGCGUAUUGGACCUAACCUGCUGGACAUUGACUAUCCGGAGCUGGCCAAAGUCAUCUAUGGCACCGACAGCAAAUGGAAAAAGUCCGACUUUUACAAGAACAGUAGCACCAUCAUCGAUGGCAAGAUCAAGUACCAUGUAUUUAGCGAGACCAACAACGCCGAGCACGCCCGGCUCAAAAGACCCGUCGUGCGCCACUACUCAGUGUCUAGUGUGCUGGCCAUGGAGCCGCUCAUGGACAAGAGCAUUGCCGAGCUCUGCGACCACCUCGAGCGUCGCUUCGUCGACACUGGCGAGCCCUGCGUGUUUGGGGACUGGCUGUCUUACUACGCAUGGGACGUCGUGGGCUUCGUCACCUUCGGCAGGAAGUUCGGCUACAUGGACAAGGGCUGGGACUUUGACGGCACCUUAGCCAUCGGGGACCAGACGAUCGACUACUUCAGCAUGUGCGGACAGAUGCCAUGGAUGGAUUACUUGCUGGACAAGAACCCUGUCUACCACCUCGGGCCACCCAAUCUCUCCAACGUCACCCGCAUCGCGGUUGAGAGCCUCACGGCGCGGCUGAAGGGCGAAGACGGUUUCAACCCCGGGAAGCCAGACUUUCUGCAGUACUUUGUCAACUCCAAGGAGACACAUCCGGAAAUCGUCGACAAAGGCACUAUUAUUGGAUAUCUACUUCUCAACUUGCUAGCCGGGGCCGAUACGACCGCCACCACCAUGCGCGCGCUCUUCUACCACUGCCUCAAGAACCCCCGCAUCUGGGAGCGACUGGAGUCCGAGAUCGUCGCCAACAUCCCCGGCGACGAGCCGGCGCCGCACACGACUGCUCGCGCGCUUCCCUACCUCGAAGCCGUCUGCCGCGAAACAUUACGGUACCACCCGGCCGUCGCCAUGACGAUGGAGCGCGUCGUCCCCGAGGGCGGCCUCGCCCUCCCGGAUGGAUCGGUGGUCCCGGGUGGUUCCCUUGUCGGCAUGAACCCCUACAUCGUGGGGCGCAACAAGAGCGUCUACGGGGAGGACGCGGACGAAUUCCGCCCGGAGCGGUGGUUGCGGCAGGAUUCCGAAGAUGGCGAGGCUUACAAGUUUCGCAUGCGGCAGUGGAACGCGGCCGAUAUUGUCUUUGGCGGCGGCUCGCGCAUCUGUCUUGGGCGGAACCUGGGUAUGCUGGAACUCCACAAGAUCGUGCCGUCCCUGAUCUCGAGAUUUGAGAUCCAGCUGGUGGACCCUGAAGAGAAAUUGUGGACGAGCUCGCGAUGGUUCUAUCGGACAAAGGGCAUCACUUGCCGCUUGAGCCGAAGGACGCAUAAGGUCUGA
Messenger RNA from Colletotrichum navitas, 1533 nucleotides. RefSeq names its product cytochrome P450. The transcript is spliced from 5 exons. The record is from RefSeq and is a predicted model, not a curated record. Lineage: Eukaryota; Fungi; Ascomycota; Sordariomycetes; Glomerellales; Glomerellaceae. Gene Ontology annotation, molecular function: heme binding; monooxygenase activity; iron ion binding. The coding region runs from base 1 to 1533 and encodes 510 amino acids.